AUGUCGACUUACUCGGCACUCGCCGCACCGUCCUCCCCGAUGCCGGCCCUUCCUCGACAGGUCAUUCCGAUCCGUGACAUCCUCGAGGAGAAGGUAGAUCCCCGACAGCUCGUCAAUGUCAUCGGACUCGUUCGGGAUUUCCGCCCUCCGAUUGAGACCCGAGGUGUUGCUGAUGAGUCGCCGCGGGAGCGAAUGCCGGAUGUUAAUGCUGGCGAUGUUGUCUUCGUGCAGUCUGCAAGGGGCUCGCCUAUACCCUCAAAGGACAUACUCAAUUAUGUAUCCUCGCUCUACCAUACCGUUGAUAAGGGCCGUGUUCCCGAUGCUGAAAGCUUCGACUUGAUGGCCCAGCAAGCCGUCAAUGUCAAGCAAAAGUAUCGAGAGCUAAAAGACGCCCGCGAUGGUCAGUUCUGCGACUUGAUUGCCCUUGUUGUGCGAGCCCCAUAUGAUCUUGGCGACUGCGUAACGCUCUGGGUAACGGACUACACGGAGAAUAGUGGCUUCUAUCCCUUAGCUGAAUCAUUCGCUGAGGGCUCCGCGAACGGUGAAUACGCCGGCUAUGCGCCAUCAUCAGCUAGUCAGAGUGCGCGGCUUGGUCCCGCCGGCAAGAUGUCGUUGCAAGUCACCUGUUGGGAGCCCCACGCGAGCGUGAUUCGGACUAAGGUGCAGGCAGGCGCCUGGGUCUCGUUGCGCAAUGUCCACAUUAGCGGCUCGAGUAGUAGCAUUAGAGUACCAGUGCCUUUCAACAAUGCAAAGUAUCGAGUCAUUGCUCGAGUAACGGAUUUCUUCCCUCACAACCUGGAAAAGUUCAGCCGCUAUCGCAAGCCUAGCGAGUACGAGGUUUUGUCCGAUUUUGAAGAUGAGUCUGAUGACGGCGAGGAGCCCCCACCUCCGCAUUGUAUUGAUGGCGGCGAGGAUCCUGCCGAGACCGCAAAGUGGGAGUGGUGUUUCGCUCUCCAACUGGAGGAUCUCUCUCCCCAGGGCCGAUUAAAACCUGCUCGCGUGUGGGCCUACGUUGACAAUGCCGAGGCCCAAGGUUUGUUGGGUCUAGAUGCUUCCAAGUAA
This is a messenger RNA of Parascedosporium putredinis, 1062 nucleotides long. Lineage: Eukaryota; Fungi; Ascomycota; Sordariomycetes; Microascales; Microascaceae. The record is from the annotation of a GenBank genome assembly.